AUGGGUAAAACCGAGGAUGAUGCGAACCUCCGCACCGGCGACGAAGCUGUCGGCGAUUCGACGGAGAGGAAUACUCGGUGUGGCUGUUACCGAUGGAUCUCAGGCUUCGUUGGCUGCAAAUGUCUCUUCGUUCUGCUUCUCUCUGUCUCCUUGUUUCUCUCGGCUUUGUUUUUGCUGCUUCCGUUCCCCAUGGAUCGUGACGAUUCGAAUCUCGACCCCAGAUUUAGAGGUCAUGCUAUAGUAGCCAGUUUUAGCAUCAAUAGACCGGUUUCUUUUCUUAAUGAAAAUAUCGUGCAGCUCAAGAGUGACAUCUUUCAAGAGAUGAGCUACAUUUCCAUCGACGUAAUUAUCUUGGCUUUAGAACCGUCAGAUGGGUUGAACACAACAAAGGUUGUGUUUGGAAUUGACCAUGAUGCGGGAUACCGAGAAAUCUUACCUCUGUCCUUGAGUACUAUCAAAGAGAUGUUCGAAUCGGUGCUGAUUAAUCAAUCCACUCUCCAGCUUACGAAAUCGUUAUUUGGGGAAACCUUCCUGUUCGAAGUGCUAAAGUUUCCAGGAGGAAUCACUGUGAUUCCACCGCAAAGUGCUUUCCCUCUGCAGAAGUUCAAGAUUGUUUUCAACUUUACUCUAAACUACUCUAUUCAUCAGAUACAGCUAAACUUCAAUACACUUGCCAGUCAACUAAAGAAUGGCCUGAAUCUCGCACCAUACGAGAAUUUGUAUGUAAGCUUAUCAAACUCAGAGGGAUCAACCGUGUCUCCCCCUACAACUGUUCACUCAUCAGUUUUGCUGAGAGUCGGGACUUCAAAUCCAAGCCCAAGGUUGAAACAACUGAGUGAUACCAUCACUGGUUCACGCUCGAAAAACCUCGGCCUGAAUAAUACCAUAUUUGGCAAGGUCAAGCAAGUUCGUCUAUCGUCUUUUUUGACAAACAACAGUGAUAGUAGCACCAAAUCUCCAUCACCCUCACCUCUUCCCCAUUCCAACCACAACCACCAUCAUCAUCACCACCACCACCACCACCACCAUAACCAUCAUCACCACCACCACCACCACCACCAUCAUCUUAGCCCGAGUAUGGCUCCCAAGAUUCCACCAGUGGCACCUCCUGUUCCUCCGAGAAGCCCUAGAAGAUCUCCAUUAGCACCUCCACCCUGCAACUCAAGGAAUAAAAGAGGACAAAGAGUACAUUUCAAGGGAUUGUAUUUCUCAUCUACACCUUCUCCCGCUCCUUCUCCUUCUCCUGCAUCACAUCGUUCUCCUCGCUACUCUGCUCGGCCACCACAUCAUAAGCUGCACUCACCGGCCCCGAUUCCUGCAGCCAAGACUCGUAUAGUGCCAAUCUCUGCACCUCUACCACAUGUGGUGUUUGCCCAUGCAGCUGAACCACCCAAAACCAAAUCAAGUGAACCGCACUUCAACGAAGUUGCUAAUCCUCAACCGCAGUCCUCUUCAUCAACAAAAGCGGCGGGUUUGCCAUCUUUGGCAUGGAUUGUCCUACUCGUGUUGAUAGCGGCCAGGCUUGGUGAAUAA
Messenger RNA from Thlaspi arvense, 1533 nucleotides. The record is from the annotation of a GenBank genome assembly. NCBI's taxonomy places the organism in Eukaryota, Viridiplantae, Streptophyta, Magnoliopsida, Brassicales, Brassicaceae.